UCUCCGAUUAUACUGGCCAGCCAGAAGGGGCAGCAUUCCGCUGUUGAGACUCUGAUUGACCAUGGGGCGGAUGUGAAUGACCGUGAUAAAUUGCGGCGCACGCCGCUUAUCCAUGCUGUUAACGAGUCCAAGACAUCUGUGGUGAGGUUGCUGAUUAGCCGUGGGGCGGAGGUGGACUUUGGGAGUGUCUUUGGCAAGACUACGUUGCAUUAUGCCUGUGAGAAUGGGUCGCGUCUCGUUGUCGAAAUAUUGCUGCAAGCUGGGGCAACUGUGGACGUGGUCGAUAGUCAGGGAGAAACACCGCUCUCCUGGGCUGUAGAAAAUGGCGAUACUGACAUUGCGCGGCUUCUUAUCAAGCAUGGAGCAAGUACGAGCAUCCAUCGGUGUAAAGAUAGGACCCUGCUACAUAUUGCUGCCGAAAAUCAGGAUGCGUCUAUGGUUUCGGUGCUGUUGAGUGCUGGCUGCAGUCUGUCUGCCAUUGACAGUCUGGGGAGG
This is a messenger RNA of Aspergillus versicolor CBS 583.65, 495 nucleotides long. Its product is annotated as ankyrin repeat domain-containing protein. The record is from RefSeq and is a predicted model, not a curated record. The transcript has 2 exons. The annotation marks the transcript as partial. NCBI's taxonomy places the organism in Eukaryota, Fungi, Ascomycota, Eurotiomycetes, Eurotiales, Aspergillaceae. Gene Ontology annotation, molecular function: protein binding.